ACGGCGAGCGGGCCGCGGGGCGGGGCUGCGGGACACCCCGGGAGACGGGGGGAUACACCGGGAUACGGCGGGGCACCGGCACCCGGCACCGCGCCGCGCCGUCAGAGAUCGGCACCGACCUGACCUGACCCGACUCGGGCCGGGCCACCGCAGCUCGGCGUCUGACACCGGCACCUCCCCGCAGGGCCGCGCUCCCGCUUUCGCCGGUCCGUGCCCGGGCCCGGUGCCCCGCGGUGUGAGGGAAGCGGGCCCGGCACCGCACGGAGCCAUGGCCAUCGCGGCCGUGCCCGACGCCGAGUCCCGGCUCUGCGGCAACUGCAAAAAAGAUAUUCCUGCAGUCAAUUUCAUCAUCCAUGAAAUCCACUGUAGAAGAAAUAUUGAAAUAUGCCCCUACUGCAGCGACUCCAUCCCAAAGUCUGAGAUGAAGAACCACAUUGAGUCUGAACAUGUGCAGGUCACCUGCAAGUGUAGGAUGAAGAUGGAAAACAGCCUCCUGAAGGAUCAUGAGGCAUCCUCGUGCCCGCUGCGGCCCGUGCUGUGCCAGUUCUGCGACAUCCAGCUGGCCUUCAACAAGCUGCAGGAGCACGAGCUGUACUGCGGGGCCAGGACGGAGCCCUGCGCGCGCUGCGGCCGCCACGUGCUGCGCAGGGAGCUCCAGCAGCACCCCCGGCUCUGCGGGGCCCGGGGCAGCGCGGCCGGGGGCGGCAGCACUGAGCACGGAGCUCCCGGGAGCCGGCACGGAGCAGGGGAUGAGCUAGAGAGAACUGAAAUCCUUCAUUCCCAACUUCCUGAAGACUGGAAUGAUGACCUGGACUAUGUGUUGGCUCUCAGCCUGCAAAGUGAGAAUAAUCCUCACCAUAACACUGCAGGUGACUUUCCCAGGGAUUUCUGGGAAUAUGACUACACCAAGGAGCCUGGACAAUCUGCCCAUCUUGGUGGAGCAGACCUGUCCAACAUCUUCUGGGACUCUCCAGGGUCCUUUAGCACAUCAAACCCCAGCAAAACAGACAAGGAGAUGAUCAUGUUGCCCUGUGAGUUCUGUGAGGAGCUGUGUCCUGCUGAAGAUCUGAUCCUUCACCAGACAGGGUGUAACCCAGCAAGUGCCUUUGCCUCGUUCAGUAAGAGGAGUUCUUCUCCAAAUCCAUGGGAAUACAGUGGUCUGAGAGCUGGGGGGUCCAGCAGCCACAGGAGUGUCCCUUCAUCCCAGCCCCAAGCUGUCCAGGCAGAAGGAGACAUCAUGAUUCCAUGUGAAUUCUGUGGCAUCCAGCUGGAAGAGGAGAUUCUCUUCCAUCACCAGCACCACUGUGACCUGCGCCCUGCCAGCCCCACGGGUGACAUUGCAGCCCAGCCCCACCGGGACCGACGGGAGUCGCCGCGGCGACGGAUCCGGCACCAAGGAGAUGUUUCUCCUUGGCACGCAGAAGGCUUUGGGAAGCUGGGGCUGUGCCCUGCUGCAGGGAGCAGGCUGAGGACAGAGGUGGCCAAGGCUGGGAAUGCAGCGCUGUCCCCUCCAGGGAGAGCAGGUGGAGGCAAGCCCAGGAAGGGGCAUGGCAGCGAGGGGACAGCGAAGGACAGAGGUGACUCUGCAGCUGGGACAGCACCCCGGGCACGAGCUGCUCACUUCCAGGCAGAUUGCUUCACUUCCAGCUCCUCCAGAGCUUCUCCAGUCCAGCCAAGCUCCAGCACCGUGGGAGGGAGGAGCCUGGGGCUGGCAGAAGGGCGCAGUGGCCUCCGGCGCCGCGGCUCCAAGGCCAAAGCCCAGAGCCCAGCAGCUGGACACCCAGAGGAGUGAGCCAGAGCCUGUGGAAAUCAUGGAGAGCUCAGCCCUGUUCCCAGGCCCUGCCAGACUCGUUGGGCCAAGCACAAGCAACUUCUAAUGCUGAGCUUCAAUUUUUAGGCAGUGACCAAUUUCUAAAUCUCUCUUUUUAAUCUUUGAGAGCAAACUUCAGUUUUUUAUGUCUCUGUUCACCUUGAGCACCUCCCCCCUCCCCAAAGCAUCAAAUUGAGUCUUACCUUGACCCCACCUGAGUUGUGUGUCCGUGUGGGCUCCUUGUGCCACCCCGAGCUCUGGGUGUGUCCUGCCACAGGCACAGCUGGUGACACCAACAGGGAGCACUUGGUGCUCUGAUCUGUCCCACACCGAGCAGGGUUGAGGGUUGGGGCUCCAAGGCUUCUCAGUGCUGCAUUUUCAAGUUAAAGAGCUUUUUAAGUUCCUUGGAAUAAAAUUUCUCUGAUGCUGUCCCAAA
This is a messenger RNA of Oenanthe melanoleuca, 2246 nucleotides long. RefSeq names its product TRAF-type zinc finger domain containing 1 (gene TRAFD1). NCBI's taxonomy places the organism in Eukaryota, Metazoa, Chordata, Aves, Passeriformes, Muscicapidae. The record is from RefSeq and is a predicted model, not a curated record. The coding region runs from base 269 to 1792 and encodes 507 amino acids. The transcript is spliced from 11 exons.